Molecule: messenger RNA, 1499 nt
Organism: Schistocerca nitens (vagrant locust)
Lineage: Eukaryota; Metazoa; Arthropoda; Insecta; Orthoptera; Acrididae
Exons: 6
Coding region: 151-1305 (384 amino acids)
Source: RefSeq, a predicted model, not a curated record
GAAUUAGGAAGAGUUAUUGGUCGUGCAUUUCCGCUCCACAUUUUAAGUCACUGUGUUUCUAAUGAUGGUGUUCACUUCCAAUGUUUGCAAACAACAUCGUUUCGCACGAAGUGGCGAAGUUACUAAUUUCGGUCAUAGUCUCAUCUUAAAAUGACAGUUGAACGUCAGGAUAAGAAUUUCAUGCGUGACAGGUUAGGCGCGCAUCGCGUGAGGUGCGGUAAAAUGAGAAAUAAUUUGUCGAAUUCCGAACUGCUAACUUAUUAUGAGGAAGAAUCGGAAAAGCUACGAGUGUUUGCAAGAGACCGCGGAUUGGAUGACGGGAACAUAAAUAAAAUCGUCCAUAAAUCACUAUAUGGUUAUGUUUACAAGAACGUCGAUUGUAGUGAAAAACAGUCCUUGUUAAAUACUUUUAUUAGAAAGUAUUCUGCUCUUCUGUCUGUAUUAAAACUUUUAUUUGUACUAGUGUUUAUAGUAACUGGUCUAUUUAUCGCCCAGCUUUAUCAAAAAUCUGCUGUCAAUUUCAUUAUCCGAAAUGUUCAAGAGCUUAUAUAUCCUGCAAUGAAAGUUCUUCGUUUCGUAAGCCUUCCUUUGGUGACUAACUUCCCAUCAAUAUCCGCUUGGUAUGAUGAAAUUUGCUUGAUUGAAAAUCCAUAUUUCCAAGCAUCAGACAUGUACUGUUGGCCAUGUGAAGAAGUUAGAAGUGUUCUGGAUCUUACAGAAACAGCUGAGCCAGUGAAACAACUUCCACAUGCAGGAUUCCCAUUUAUUGUUAAGGGAAACUCACCAAACGUAACCCUUUCAGAUGUCCAGAUAAUGUAUUUUUUCAACAAGCAUAUUUUUGAUAGAGACGCUUCAAGGGUUAUGAGCAGUGACAAGUCAUGGAAUACAAUAGAAGAACUAGUACAUCACAAUCUCUCAGAAAAUCCAACAUAUUUAAGAGAUGGACAUAUUACAUGGAGAAUCAACCGUCUUGAACCUGCCAGAAUAGUUAGAAGCCUGUUCAAGAGACCACAUUUCUUUCCGAAUACUGUUAAUGUUGAAAGGUUCAUUCUGAUUGAUGAAGCUAAUUCUCCACCAUAUUAUCAGCCACUGCCCGAAGGUUACAGAGUGUUUCUCAUGCAAACCUGUGGAGAAAGAUUAAUCAUUCUGGAGCCAGUUCCAGGCUGCAACAACAACUGUUCUCGUGUCUCAGUCUUACUGCAAUCAUCUGACAUUUUGUAUUACAACAGUUGGUUUUACAGAGUCAAGAGCAUGCCGGUCACCAACACCUCUAGCAUCAGUAUAAUGUAUGUUGGUUCCUACUAAUAUUAUGUGAUGAACUUUACUUAGCAUAAAGGAAAAUGUCAUGUUUUGUAUGAUGGAUCUGCACCAACGAAUACCAAAGAACUAUUUUUAUAGCAGCUAAUAGUUUGUUCAAGUAAGGAAUAUUUAAAUGAUUUUUGUCAUUUUUUAACUUCUAUAAUAAAUAUGACUGAUUUCAUUGUGUUACAAAUAAAAAA